CUAAACGUACUGCGAUCAGCUGAAAUUUCAUUUUAAAAAAAACAUUUUCAGAUUUGAUAGCAUUUAAGUUUUUAUAGAUCAUUGUACACAGAGUUGGUAUCUUACGGUACGCGUGGGGCUGCGCCGGUUCGGAAUGGAUGGUCUUAAAUGCCAGUCUAAACGUCAAAUUCUCUGUGAGAUCCUGAAUUUCGUCAUAACGGGGACGACAAUUCUGAUGUUUUGGAAGGGAUUAAUGGUCUUUACGAACUGUACCAGUCCCCUUCUCGUUGUCUUAAGCGACAACUGCCUUUCCCGCGGCGAUAUUGCGUUUCUGGUGAAUCAUUCACCGGACUCGAUUAAGGUUGGGGACGUUAUUGUUUUCACACUGGAAGGACGCGAUAUUCCAAUUGUACACCGCGUUAUGCAACUACACAACGACGGUGAAGGGGACAUAAAGUUUCUUACGAAAGGUGACGAAAACUGGGUGGACGAUCGAGGCUUGUAUCCACAGGGACAAAUGUGGCUGCAGCCGAAGGAUGUUGUCGGCCGAGUGGUCGGAUAUAUUCCUUCCGUUGGAACAAUAUUAAUCAAGAUAAAUGAGUAUCCCAAAAUGCAGUUCAUCCUGCUGAUUGUGCUUGCCGGACAUGCGAUAUUACACCGGAAAGGUCAUUGGAACCAUUAUUUUCUGGUUUGGUUAAUCCUAGCGGCUGUGGUGAUGAAAGUUGGUUAUUAACAAUUUUCAGACUGAUAGAAAAAGGUCAGUAUUACCGCUGCAUCGAAAUUUGUUAAAAGCUAGUUUACGGCAUAUGCACUGGAGUGCACUGCACAUUUUGUGGUAGGUACUCCGUACUCGUACUGUAAUUGUACGAUGACGUAUAAGUCAUUUUUGCUGUGAAUAUUUUUCAGGAUAAUUAAAUACACCGAUGACCUUUUUUCGCGAUUCAUAUGACGCUGGAGCUUAAACGUAUAACUAUGCCGAUCAAUAUACGGUAACUUGCGCAAGGCUAUUCCAUACAGGUUAACACUUGCAGAAUGACGUCGUGGUUCCGGAUAGAAAAAAAGAGCAAAUUUGGCCAAUUAAAAGAUCCACAAGGGGAAAGCGGACCGCAAAGGCGACUCAGCAGGCUGUUCAUCAGCCUGCUCGAUCUCUGUAUUUGGAAACUGGCUCUUUGCAUUUUGUCUAGCUGAUUACGUAGUUUAGUCUGUAUUUUGCCAUUAAUUUUACUUUGUUUUAUCGAAGCUUGAUUUUCUGUUUUAAAAUUUUAUAAGAGAAUAAAAGCACUCCUUCUUG
Paramacrobiotus metropolitanus is the source of this 1270-nucleotide messenger RNA. RefSeq names its product signal peptidase complex catalytic subunit SEC11A-like. Gene Ontology annotation, molecular function: serine-type endopeptidase activity. NCBI's taxonomy places the organism in Eukaryota, Metazoa, Tardigrada, Eutardigrada, Parachela, Macrobiotidae. Gene Ontology annotation, cellular component: membrane; signal peptidase complex. The record is from RefSeq and is a predicted model, not a curated record. The transcript is spliced from 7 exons. Bases 134 to 712 code for a protein of 192 amino acids.